Messenger RNA from Clarias gariepinus (North African catfish), 1254 nucleotides. It is a transcript of the gene dhrs7b, whose product is annotated as dehydrogenase/reductase (SDR family) member 7B. The transcript has 8 exons. Gene Ontology annotation, molecular function: oxidoreductase activity. Gene Ontology annotation, cellular component: membrane. The record is from RefSeq and is a predicted model, not a curated record. Lineage: Eukaryota; Metazoa; Chordata; Actinopteri; Siluriformes; Clariidae. Bases 35 to 985 code for a protein of 316 amino acids.
GCCACACCCCCUUAGUCACUUCCGUAUUGUUCACAUGUGUGCAGUUUUAAGGCGAAUGGAGCGUUUAACGGGUGUGGGUGUAGUGCCGCUGGCUGUAGGUGCAGUUGGUCUGCUGCUGUUACUGCGGAUGAUCCACAGAAAGAGACGAAAGCAGGUUCUCCAAGAUAAAGUUGUGGUGAUCACUGGAGCCAGUUCCGGCCUGGGCAAAGAAUGUGCGCGGGUGUUCCAUGCAGCCGGAGCACGACUUAUCCUGUGUGGACGUGACCAGAAGAGACUACAGGAGGUCGUAGAGGAGUUAAGGGUUAAAACAGAUGGCAAAAAGAUCUACACACCCUGCACAGUGACCUUUGACCUCUCUGACACAGACACGGUCACCAGGGCAGCAGCAGAGAUUCUGAGAUGCCACGGUCACGUGGACGUCCUGGUUAACAACGCAGGAAUUAGCUUUCGGGGUUCCAUCCUGGACACGAACGUGUCUGUGCAGAAGGACGUCAUGGAGACAAACUACUUCGGCCCUGUCGCUCUAACGCAAGCACUUCUUCCCUCCAUGGUGGAACGAGGUGCAGGACACAUUGUCGUCAUCAGCAGCGUGCAGGGGAAGAUCGCCAUUCCCUACAGAUCCGCCUAUGCAGCCUCCAAGCAUGCGACACAGGCGUACUUCGACUGCCUGCGGGCCGAGGUGGAAAGAUUUGGCCUACAUGUGUCAGUCAUCAGCCCUGGAUACAUUCGCACCAACCUGUCACUUAACGCUGUUACCGGAGACGGAUCCAAAUACGGCGUGAUGGAUAAAACUACGGCAGCAGGACGGGACCCAGUGGACGUGGCUCGCGCUGUUCUGAAGGCCGUCGCUUACAGACAGAAGGAUGUUUUACUAGCUGGGCCGAUGCCCGCUCUCGCUGUCUACCUUCGCACCCUCUGGCCGGCCGCCUUCUUCAGACUGAUGGCUUCUCGAGCCAGGAAAGAGAAGGGAACAAAAGAACAAUGAGCAGCAGCUACAGUUAAUAGAGUGCGCUAAUUGUCAUCCCAUCUUAUUCAGGCAAAAGACAAGAACAACAAAUUUCCUCCAUGUCCUUCAUCACUUUUUUUUUUUGUCACUUGAUUAUGUGCUUCGUUGACGCGAGGGAGACAUCUGUUGUAAAAUUAGAAGCAUUUAUUUACUUUGCGGAGUGGGCAGCACUGCGGUGUCUUUAUACAGACGGUGACCUCAUUCCGAACUGACGUCACCUACCAUCAUCUUUAAGGCCUCGUUUCUCA